Eleginops maclovinus (Patagonian blennie) is the source of this 1909-nucleotide messenger RNA. RefSeq names its product exostosin-like glycosyltransferase 2 (gene extl2). Bases 57 to 1235 code for a protein of 392 amino acids. The record is from RefSeq and is a predicted model, not a curated record. The transcript has 6 exons. Gene Ontology annotation, molecular function: glycosyltransferase activity. Lineage: Eukaryota; Metazoa; Chordata; Actinopteri; Perciformes; Eleginopidae. Gene Ontology annotation, cellular component: membrane.
GUUUAGCAGAAGAAAGAUGGCGUCAGCUAAAAUAAAUACUAAAUAUGCUCAUGUGAAUGAAAGCUAAUGUAAAUCUCUUCAACGUAGGGAUUGUAAACACAAAGACUCAAUUAAAGGGCUUAGUAAGGCUCUUUGGUCAGAGUCAGUCAACAUGGCGACCAUGUGAAGCGAACGCUCAGGGCUUUGCCAACAAAAUGAGGGUCCCUAGAUGCUGCAUGGGGCUACGUCGAGCCUACUUGAUUUGUCCCAUCCUGCUGGUACUCCUGGUUGGUGCAGCCCUGACCGCUCUGCUGCCGCCUGCAGAGGACCAGAGAGGCGUUGGCGUCCUGGGAGUGCUACGCAGAGCAACAUCACAAAAGGAGGAUCCUGCACAGGGCCGCCAUGGCGACAGCACAGAGGACGAGCAGAGGUUCACCAUCAUCAUCCAAACUUACAACCGCACAGACAUUUUGCUCAAACUCCUCAACCAUUACCAAGCAGUGCCUCAUCUUCAGAAGAUUAUUAUAGUCUGGAACAACAUUGGGGAGCAGACACCCCUAAAGCUAUGGAACUCUUUGGGGCCUCAUCCGGUCCAUGUGCUCUUCAAGGAGCAGACUGUCAAUCAAAUGCGCAACAGACUACAACCGUUCCCUGAGAUUGAAACUGAUGCUGUGCUGAUGCUGGAUGACGACACCCUGGUCAGCGUUCCUGACAUCAGUUUUGCUUUGUCUGUCUGGAAGCAAUUUCCAGACCAGAUCGUUGGGUUUGUCCCACGGAAACAUGUCUCCACACCAGGAGGAGUGUACAGUUAUGGCAGCUUUGAACUGCAGGACCCAGAAACAGCUGGAGGUGACAAAUACUCCAUGGUGUUGGUUGGUGCUGCCUUCUUUCACGGUCGCUACCUGCAGCUCUUCCAGGACCAACCUCCAGCAGUGCAUGCGCUGGUAGAUGAAACACAGAACUGUGACGACAUCGCCAUGAACUUUGCUGUAGCGCUGUAUUUGAGGAAACACUCCACAGGCAGCGGUAACAAACCCUCUGGGGUCUUUGUCAAACCUGUGGACCUUCGAAACCUGGAAAAGGAUGCCCGCAGCGGGUACCAGGGUAUGUGGCAUCGCCCCGAACACCUUCUGCAGCGAUCGUUCUGUCUGAACAGGCUGACGCAGAUCUAUGGCUUCAUGCCUCUCUGCUUCUCCAACCUCAUGGUUUCCCAGUUUGGAUUUCCCAGCUAUGCCAAUCACAAGAGUAGAGGUUGAGGAUCUGCGACACUGCUGAUUGUUUUGGAUUGAAAGAAGGCAAACUCAAGUAACCGUCGUAAGUUUAAGUCUUCUGAUGAAAUACAGCAAAACAUUGUCUUCAUAAGAAUAUGCUUGUUUGCAUUUCUGAUUAGUUUUCCCAUUGCAUCUGCAGGACAAUCAUGGAUUUCGGACAAUCUGAAUUUUCUACACAUGGCCCAGUCAGAUGAAAUGUCCUUAUGUGAUAAGGUAAUCUGUAUGGUGUUACCAAAGCUGCCUUUCCUUCAGUAUGAACUACUCUCUCAGUGGAUCGUUGUGCAGUUAUUUUACAGCCAGCAGAUGUCAGUCUUAAAUCUGCAGACAAAUAGCCUUGCUUGUAACCAGGAUUUACAGCUCUGAUGAGGUCUUGUUUUGGUUUUACAGCAUUUAUAGUUGUUUAUUUAAUGUGUACAUUGUUUUGUGACUUGUGUACACACCCUUCACAUUUAACACAAUUGUUAGAAGAUGUAGUUAUUGUCAUUUCCUGGCCAAGUGAAUUUGUGAACUAGAAUAACUGCAGGGUAUUACGUACAUUCUGACUAAAUCUUAAUGUAAAAUGCUAUGCAUGAAUGGACAAUCAAUUUUUUAAAACGUGUGCACAUAUGUCAAGCUUGUAAGACUAAUCAUGUUAAAUAAAUCCAAUACUUUUUCUCUAA